AAUGAGGGGCUUUGAAAUGCUGGUCAGGGUAGAGUGAAAAGCAGCUGCUGGCAAUAAUACCAACCCCUAGCCAGGACCAAGUUCUGGUUCAGCUCUAAGGGCACAGAACUAGUGGAGCCUUUCUCGGCCUCACAGGACUUCAGCACCUGAGACAGCUCCAAUAUUCUCCUGAGCCAGAAAGCCUUGCAGGAUUACUCCUAGGAGAGCAUUCUUCCUUUAUAACAACAAAAAGACAAGUUUCUCAAUUUACCUGGUUCAGAAAUGGAAUCCAGAAGGAAGCCCCAGCUUUUUGUACGACUGAUACUUUUCAGCAUGCUCUUCUCACAAAUGCUGGCAUGGCCUCUUUUCGAAGCACCUUCUCUGAGAAUACCAUUUGAAGGAGCAAAUGAACUUGAUCAAACUUCAUUAAAAGCAGACACUGACGUUUUGCCAAAUGCAUUUGCUGAAAAUGACAAGAAUGCCAGAUAUGCUGAUGGACUUCUCACUAAUGACUUUAGUAAACUCUUGGGUCAACUUUCUGCCAAAAAAUACCUUGAGGCCCUUGUUGGAAAACCAGAUAGGGAUAAUGUCUCAGAGGAUAUGGGACUAAUCAAACGUCACUCGGAUGCAGUUUUCACUGACAAUUAUACCCGCCUCCGAAAACAAAUGGCUGUAAAGAAAUACUUGAACUCCAUUCUGAAUGGAAAGAGGAGCACUGAGGGAGAAUCCCCUGAUUUUCUUGAAGAUUUAGAAAAAUGAUGAAAACGUUCUUUAUGCAAAGCUGGUGACAACUUCCCAGUGAAUUUCUGAAGAAAAACGAUUAGGUGAAGUAAUUAUAUUUUGAGUUCUACAUAAGUAAUUCAAGAAGCGUUUUCAAUAUUAAAAACCAAAUAAAAUACUCUGUUGUGAAUGGUGUGAUUUAUUUAUUCUAAUGUAAUAACUGUGAUGUUAACAUUGCAAAUAUUAUUUGAUAGUUCUUAAAUUUGUCUUUAAAUAGUGAAAAUCCUGUAAUUUCAUAUGGUGUGUAUCCUUUCUAACAAAAAUAUAUUUAGUGAUAAGAAAAUACUAGGUUAAUUCCAAUUAUACGAGGCUUUAUAUGGAAGGGUAGUAAUAGAACAUAAUUGAUAUGUUUAUUCGUAGAGCACAUUUAACUAUUCAGAAGAGUGGAGCAGAUAAUCAGUGUGUCCAAAUUUGAAUGUUAAGCGGAUGAAAUGCUGUAUUAAUUAAACCUGAAAAUGUCUAAGAGAAUUCCAACAAAGUAAAAAAUACAUUCAUUAAAAAGAUUUUUCAAAAAAUGUUAUGUAUUCCCACAUCAGAAGGCAAGCUUAUUUUCAAUGGGAUUAACAUCUCUCAAAUUUAAAUCUCUUACUGCCAAAGGCUGUCUUCUGAGGUAGUGUUUCAAUGAAGGAGAAUGGCCUCUGCUUCUGACACUGGAUCUUUCUUUUAUGCUGUGUUAAGUAUGUGUAGAAUGUAAACUGAGUGGAGCUUUUGUUUUCAGUAAUAUUUUUU
Rhinolophus ferrumequinum (greater horseshoe bat) is the source of this 1488-nucleotide messenger RNA. It is a transcript of the gene VIP, whose product is annotated as vasoactive intestinal peptide. NCBI's taxonomy places the organism in Eukaryota, Metazoa, Chordata, Mammalia, Chiroptera, Rhinolophidae. The coding region runs from base 262 to 738 and encodes 158 amino acids. Gene Ontology annotation, biological process: phospholipase C-activating G protein-coupled receptor signaling pathway; negative regulation of smooth muscle cell proliferation; adenylate cyclase-activating G protein-coupled receptor signaling pathway. Gene Ontology annotation, molecular function: peptide hormone receptor binding; neuropeptide hormone activity. The transcript is spliced from 8 exons. The record is from RefSeq and is a predicted model, not a curated record. Gene Ontology annotation, cellular component: perikaryon; extracellular region; neuron projection.